Molecule: messenger RNA, 9579 nt
Organism: Phalacrocorax carbo (great cormorant)
Lineage: Eukaryota; Metazoa; Chordata; Aves; Suliformes; Phalacrocoracidae
Source: RefSeq, a predicted model, not a curated record
CAGCAUUGCAGAGAAAAUUUCUGGGGUGUUUAUUCUUGAGAGGGGUGGAGGUAGAAGUGUGUAGCAGAAGUGCCAGUUGAUCGUUUCAUCCCUUUGGAACUACUUACCGCCUUAUUUUCACAAGGGAAAAGUGUUUUUUGGUUUAGGUGUUUUUUGUUUGUGGUUUUUUUUGUUUUGUUUUUUUUUUUUUUUAAGCCAACAAUGAACAUCCACAUUGCAAAUAAAAGAUGCUCUUAGCUAAUCUGAAGGGGCAUUUGGCUGCCUCACAAAAACACUGUGUAUUUUGGCAAAGUUAGGAGCUUUGGCUUGGGAAGAUCCAUGUUUGGAAUAACAGGGUGUGUUGCAAGUCAAAAUUCAGGUAUCUUGGCAGAGAUGUGUGCUUAAUCUGGCACGAUGCCUUUCUGCACUGAGCCUAGCUGUAGCAAGUGCUAAAGUCCCUUGUGAACAAUAUAUGAAUCUCAUUUUGGAAAAAAAAAAAAAAAAGAGGAGGAGGGGAGAGGGAGCCAGGAUUAAUUUUAACAUUUUGUGGAUAUAAAAAACAAGUAUCAAGAAGCAAAACAUUUCCAUGAAGCAUUCGCUGUGAAAAUUCUGCAACUUCUUGUUGCAAACCUCUUUAUCGCUUGGAUUGGCUGAUUUCCAGAGCAUCAAGGCUGGGAAUUGAGGGACUGAAAUAUAAUCAGUGGUGAUACAUUUUAACCACAUAAAACAUUCCCUGCUUCCAAAGCCUCCGGUGUCUCUAGUAAGCAGUGCAACAGCAACAGCUCCUUGCUGCUGGACUCCAGAGACAGGCAAGAUAUUGGAUCAGAAUGUCCCAGCAAAGAUGCAUUGUGAUCUUUGCACUGGUAUGCUGCUUUGCAAUUCUGGUUGCACUGAUAUUUUCGGCAGUGGAUAUUAUGGGAGAAGAUGAGGAUGGACUCUCAGAAAAGAACUGUCAAAAUAACUGUCGGGUUGCUCUUGUGGAAAAUAUUCCUGAAGGGAUCAACUAUUCAGACAGUGCACCAUCCCAUUUGUCUCUUUUCCAAGGCUGGAUGAAUUUGCUUAAUAUGGCUGAAAAGUCUGUUGACAUAGUAUCUUCCCAGUGGGACCUCAAUCACAGUCAUCCAUCAGCAUGCCAGGGUCAGCGUCUUUUUGAAAAAUUGCUUGAACUGGCAUCCCGAAAUAUUGAGAUAAAACUAGUGAGUGAUAUACUGCCCGUGGAAUCAAAGGUAUUAAACGACUUGAAAACAAAGGGUGCUGAAGUGUUGUAUAUGAACAUGUCAGCAUAUAAUGAAGGUCGGCUUCAAUCAUCUUUCUGGAUUGUUGAUAAACAGCACGUGUACAUUGGAAGUGCCAGCCUAGACUGGAGAUCACUGGGACAGAUGAAGGAACUUGGCGUCAUCGUAUACAACUGUAGCUGCCUGGUCCUGGACUUACAAAGGAUAUUUGCCCUCUAUAGCUCAUUAAGAUACAAGAACAAAAUACCUCCAAGUUGGUCUAAGAGGCUAUAUGGAGUAUACGAUACUCAAAAUAAACUGACACUGCAGCUGAACGAGACAAAAUCAGAAGCUUUCGUGUCGAAUUCACCCAAACUCUUCUGCCCUAAGGACAGAGUCCUGGAUAUUGAAGCUAUAUACAGUGUUAUCGAUGAUGCGAAACAGUUUGUAUACAUAGCUGUCAUGGACUACUUGCCGAUCGUCAUUGACACCAAUGCUAAACGGUACUGGCCAUAUUUAGAUGGGAAGAUAAGAGAAGCGUUAGUUUUACGAAGUAUUAAAGUACGACUUCUCAUAAGUUUCUCAAGAGACACAGAUCCCCUUACUUUUAACUUUGUUUCGUCUCUGAAAGCUAUUUGCACUGAAGUUCCAAGCUGUAGUUUGAAAGUUAAAUUCUUCGACCUUGAGGAAGAGAGUGCAUGCUUUCUUAAAGAACAGAAGAACGCUUCCCUUCCCAAAUUAAAUCGUAAUAAAUAUAUGGUGACUGAUGGAGCUGCAUACAUUGGUAAUUUUGAUUGGGUAGGAAAUGCUUUUACGCAGAAUGCUGGAGCUGGCCUUGUUAUCAACCAAGCAGACGCGGGGAACAGCACAAGCAUCAUUAAGCAACUCAAGGCUGUUUUUGAAAGGGACUGGUAUUCACAUUAUGCCAAAAGUUUACAACCAACAAAAAUCCCAAACUGCUUUAAUCACAAACUUAAUAAAGCAACAGCAAAUAAGACUGCCAUGAGCAGUGUGAAUUAGAAAGACUAUUUUACUGUUUAGUAUGGCAAUGAAGAAUUACAUCGGGGUGUAGCCCUCUUUCAUAUUUACAGACAAAAAAAGAAAAAGCAAAAAAAAGUUUGGGUUGGGGGGGGUGUUUCUAGGAAAAAGCACACUUAUAUAAGAACUGUCUAAACUAUAUUCUCUAUAUUGAAUUAUUUAAGACUUUCAAAUUUGUUACUUCUGACACUGGAUGUCAUUUCUGCUUCCAUGUUAAUUUUAAUGUUCCACAUUUGAAUUCAACAGCAUGUGUCAAUUUUUCUGUUUCAGUUUUAGGAUUUUCCCUAAUUGCCAUCCUGGCUAGAACGAACCUUGAGGCAAAACCAAGAUUCAAGCUAUGAAAUGGCAUUCUAAGAUCAGUUAUUAUUGACAUAUGAAUAGAUAGUAGAGGUUUACUGUAGAAAACAAAGGAAUAAUCAAAUUUUCAUCUGUAUAAAUGACUCCCUUUCAAUAAACACCCAGUCAUGCAACCACAUCCUAGUUUUCAGGAUUUAGUUUGAGUAUUGCUCUUCCAUGUCUUCUAACUAGCCUUAAAAUACAUUAGAGUUACAUGACUGGUAAUUCAUUCAUCUCCUAGAAGUAUGAGAAGGCUUUGAGGGAUUGAGGUUGGUGUAAUCAAAUUUGACAUAAUCCCUAAAGCCUCUCAGAUAAAUGGAUUUUUUUAAAAUCAAAGUAAUGUGGAUUCCUUUCAAUAUAAUAGUUAUUUCUAAUUAUACAUUUCAUCUAAUAAUGAAAAUCUCUGGAUUAAUAGCAAAGACCUAGGACUGUUUUGGUUUGGUUUUUCGUUGGGGUUUUUUGGGGGGGGUAAUCUCAAGAAUAUUAUUUCUUCCCCCAGCUUAAAUAUUUAUCAAGUGUUGAGUCAUCAAUUGCACAAUGACUCAUUAUCAAGCCAAUGCAUAUCUAAAAAUCAAACAGUGCUUUUUAGGAAGGUCAAGGGUUAUGCAAAGUCAUGUAGUAAUUAAUUGUUAUUAAAUAAUCAUAUAGCAAUCUUGUUUGAUUUUACACCUGGAUGUUUCUUUCCUAACUUUAUUUAAAAAAAAAAAAAAGACAACAAACCCAACACAAUUGUGAAAUGGCGUUUUUUGUUAAAAUGUCACCCAUAUAGGUGAAUACAUCAGCACAAACAGAAAUGUGAUGCCUUCAUUUAGGCCACAGUUUCAGCUGGUGUUAAUAGCGUGCCUCUACAAACACAACUCAGUUGCACCAAGAAGCAACUGCUCUGUAAGAGUGUGAAUUUGCUCUUUAAAAAAAUACAUAAAAAUGACAACAGAUUUUUUUUUUCCAGUCAGAGCUGCAAUAGCUUAGUUUUGCAAUAAAAAUGGUUCAUUACUAUCCCUCUGCCUCUGUUGAAGAAAUAUGGCCAUGAAAGCAAACUGCAUUCUACAUUUUGUUCAUUAUUCACAGGACUUUUCCCAAAAUGCAGACUUUUCUCACCUGGCUAUAUGUUACUGAAGGCACACUUCAAAAGCAGUGGGCAAAAAGAGAGUGAAAACCAACCAUAUCCCAAUGUACCAUUUUAAUCUUAAGAACAAGUUAAAAACCCACCUUGACUUUCAAAACACAGGUUUCAUUUACAAGGUUAAAAAAAAAAGUUCAAAUUUAUUUUAAAGUAAGCACAGCUUAGGAAAUUCUAAUAAGGUAACAUACGCACAACUUGAAAUUGCCAGCUAGAGACACACCAGAAAACUCAUUAUGACCACAAAAGGCACACUCUUGACAAAGACCGUUUUGUUUCUUUUGCAAUUGCCAAGAUUUACAUCAUCUUACUGAAAAUAAUGACACAACAAAAAAAUUUUCCAAGUUGUCUUUUGCAGAAAAUACUCUACACAGCUCUAACGCUCAGUAACAUUCUCUAAUAUUCAGAUAAAUACAUGCCAUUUAUUCGCCUCCCCACACACAUAGAAAAGCAUAUAUUCUGACAUUGAUACAAGACACAUGUAUCUAAAAAGAAAAAAGUUUCCUGAGUUGCUAUGAAGGAAAGAUCUUUGUGAAAAGAAGUUUCUUCCUUCUGUAUGUAAUUUAGAAUAUGUAUGGCAAGUAUGGGAGAGAGAUUCCCAGCACUUGAUUUACUUGUUGGGGUUUUUUUGUUUUGUUUAAGAAAUAAGUAUUAGUCCAGAUUAAUUUCUGGUGUAAGUUUCAGCUGAGUUGUACCACCAAUGAAUUUAGUCUUAUGAGUGACAGCUAUAAUAACCCAAAACAAACAAACAAUCAAAGAACCCACCACAUUUUUAAAAGCCAGUUAGGAUAUUUCUAAAGAUUCUGCGGUCCCCAUGGACGGGUGAUCUUAAAGCCUGAGAUGAACUCCAUACCAAGUCCUUACAUCAGAUAGAAAAAAAACCCAAGGAAACAAAAAAACCCCACUGUCCAGUGUUGUUAAUUGUAGCACCUGUUGGCAAUAAUAUACAAGAAUGAAUGAAUGUAAUUUUUUUCCCUCUUGCAUUGUGGAUACUAGAAAUGUGUGAAGUUUUAAAAAUGACAUCUUGUACAAACAAUGGAGAAUCUGAGUGGAACAGUAAUUUGUCAGAUGAUAAAGCUAAGAUGUCUGUUUACAAGCAGGAUUUAGUCAUGAGAUCAGGCUGUGGAGGUACCACUGACCUUCUGGUUAGUAUACCAAAUGAAUGAUUCAGCUGUAGCAGUUUUACCGGACAGAUCCCAGGGAAAUGCAAUCAUGAAUAUUAACCAUAUCCACUAGUUUACAAAUGCAUUCUUACUGGCUUGAUAAACAAAUUCUGGUGCUUCAAUGACCGCCCCCCUCCCCUGCCAAUGAACUGAUAGGUAAAGUACAUUUUAAAAGUGGCAGUAUGUUCUGGUUUUAUGAAUGGAAGAGUUUGGGGUUUUUUUGAACAACUUUUAAUGCAAAAUAGCGGUCAGCCAUCCUACAAACAGACAGAUUCAAGUUUCAUUUGGUAAAAAGUAUGGAUUAAUAUUUUAAUAACUGUUUAGAAUGGCUGCAGCUCCAAAGCAGCACAGGCGGCUUUGGUCUGUUACAUUAGCCAAAAGACAAAGUGCAUCCUUGGACUUCAGCAAGCAGGAAAUUAAAAAUAUCAGAUUAGUUUUUGAAGUUGUUUAAGGGGAUUAUAGCCAAUUAUUUGUUUGGGGUUAGCACUGUUACUGUUUAACUCGAUUUGCCACAGCAGUCUCGACUCUGGCUUCAGAUCCUUCUACCACUAUAAAUAAAGCUGGGGCAAAUCCGUUACAGUGAUUUCACAUUUUUUUAGCACGGAUCAGAAUCCAGACUGGCUUCCUCUUGCUUUAGCUCUCCUGAGUACCACCACUGCAAAGGUGAUUUCCAAACUUAAUAGGGAUUUGCAUUCAGUGGUUUCUCAUAGAUCUCACAAAUCCAAAAGAUGCACUUUCUCUAAAGCCCCGUCUAACUGGCAUUGGUAACUCUGUCAUAGUAAAGGCAACUUCCUAAACAGAACAGCUUUAUUCUUAAAGAAUAUAGACUGCAAUUGUUGUUUGCUGCAAACAUUUACUAGUGCCUUAGUCAUAAAAGCUUUUGUUUAACUGUUCCUCAUGUAAAAGUCCUGCUACAGAUCUUUUUAUCUAGUACCAAGGCAUACAGCAAACUUCCUAAGUAAGACUAGAUAUUGUGAUGUUUACAGGUUAGUACCUAAAACUAGAGUCACAAAAAGACAAAAAUUGAAUGCAAGAUGUUGGCUCAAACCACAAGGACACCUAAACUUGAGCAUUUUUAUUCCAGCCCAAUUCUAGAACUCAAUUUCACAAAUUACUCCUGUCUUCAGUAUCAACUCAUCCACAACACAGUUGAAUUAUUCUGUCCUGCCAAGGUGCAAAAAUAAAUAAAAUCAGAAUUCCCCCAACACCUUGGUGGUAUCAAAACCAUAACCACAGAAAUUCCUGUAAGCACAGGGUGAAGUCCAAAAAUCAUGCAGUGGCUACAUUACAAAUCUUCCUUGUUAAGCCUCAGGUUGCUUUGGGCUGGCUACCACUUUUUUCUGUCUGAAGCAUGAACUGGUAUCCACAACUACUCUCACCUUCUGUUUGAAGACCAGAAAAGCAUGGAUUAUGUGCCACAGCACAAUGGCCACAGCUGUACCCUGACAGGAACAGACUUAAGUUUUUGUCCAAUCUUCAAGCAGCUUCAAACUGAAUUUGAGGCUGUGCUGUACAAAGUUUUACACAAUACAGGGCUAAAUGUUCCUUCCAGUCACUCCAGGCUCUGCGGGUGUUUCAAAGGAAAGCGUGAGAAACAAAUAAAAAAGCCUCAGAAUGCUACUUUAAAGACCUACCCAUUAUUUGCUAUACUACUGGCUACCUAAAUUCUACUGCUUUGUUGAGUUUUACAUACCUAGAAACUGAACAACUAAGACCUGUGUGAACGUUACCUGCCAUUUAAUCCUAAUCUAAGGAAAAAUCCAAAGACUUUAUAGGGGGUUUUUGUGACUUUGGCGUGUACUUACCGAAAAUAGCACAGACUUUCUCAUCAAGCUGGUAAAGACAUCAGCUGGCUAUUCCAGUUCUUCAAACUGAAGUCCUUUAUAAGUAUCUGCAUCUUGAAUAUCAUGUACUUGACUCCUGAGAACGGCCUUACAGAGAGCGCUAAGUUAUCCUAAAACCAUUUAGGACUUCAAAAUUAACUCUUCAUUUUAAUACAAAAAUACUGAUUACAUGUAUAGUAUGUUUCCAGAUGGUAAUUUCUGGCACUGUGUUUUUCUUCCACUCUUAUCCCUCCUCUACAUAUACAUUCACCUUUUUUUUUUUUUUUCAUAACCGUUAAUCCAAUCUAUAUAAAACCACAGAAUGAAUCCUUGGUAUAUUUAAAAUUCACAAUGAUACCCUCCUGAGUUGAAGGCACCAGUAAACAUAUUCUACUUUUAACACUGCAGAGUAUAGUAGCUCAACUGAUACUGUAGAGUGAUUGCUUUUCUUAGCUGUAGUUUUUCACUUUAAUUACUGCUGGAUGUUAUUUAUGAAUUUCUCAGUGUUGAAGCAGGAUGCUCUUGCAUCAUCACUUUGCACAAAUGCCUUAGAAGCUUGCCAAACUAGCAUCUAAAAGAGACCUCGUUCAAAAUAGUUUAGACAAGAAAAGAAGAACUCACAUGCUUGACACUUUGUGGAUGCUGAAGUCAGUAGAUAAACUCCAGUCUUAUAAUACUGUAGAGCUUUCUAUUGCAUCUCUCGUUUAGAGUAGUCCUGCAUGGGCUUCAAAGAAAAAGUCUGUGAGAAUUGCUGUACUGAGUAUUUCAACACAGUAACUUAAAUUGGGUUUUCAGGAAAACACAUUUCUAUUCCAUAUCCAUAUACUACAACUGCAUUAACACAGUAAGGUGUAUUCAAAUUCAGAAUACACAUAGGACAAAAACCAAGCUACUGCAGCCUAUUUCUGAAAACCUUGUUAAAAUUACAUUUUAAGAGCUCAGUUCAAUUCUGGCUGCAAAUUAUUCUGCUGUAGUCAAUGGAGUCAGCUCUAUUUUUUUCACAACAAAUUCUACACUGCAAUUUUACAGGAAGACUCAAUAAAUCUUUUUAAUCCUAUAAAAUGAACAUGAUAAUUUUUCCUUUAAGAAUAGAAAUAAGGUUGAUGGCUGAUUCAGGCUACAGAACAGAACAAAAUAUAAUCAAAUGGCCGACAACUGUAGCAUUCCAGAGGGUUAUUUUGUGCUUCUUCAUGUUGCAUGGCCACAAACAUAAUACAAAUUAUAUGUAUCAUGAUGAUCUUGCGUGAACACAUAGUGGGCAUCGCCUCUCAUAUAUUAAUAUGCAUCCCUCCUGCAACAGCAUAAAAUGUAAUAUGGGUAGAGAGGAAGGGGCAAAAAUAGCUACAGAGGCAAACCAACUUGAAUCAGACUGAGUUAACGGACUGGGUGCUGGCCUGAAAACUCUGGCUAUGGUCUCAUUUUGUUCCUUUCCCUGCAAAAUCCUGUAUUUCUUAUGCAUCCACCUUUCUCUUCUUUACGUGACUGAAAUCCCGUGAUUAUUUUCAGCAUGAGGAGGGAACCUUUAACAGUUACAAACAUGCUUAACAGAAAGAAAUUAGCAUGAAUAAAAGCCCAUCAAUUUCCAUGUAGCAGGUACUGAAAAAUAAAGCAGUAUUUGAAAUAAGACCUCUCCUUGUAUAUUAGAAGUUUAUAGUGCUAUAUAAGCAAGCAAAUUUCACAUCAUAUGCAGCAUUUGCAUAUGUUCUCUCAAUAUACAAAUACAGUCGAGUCAGACACCAUUCUGAACCCCUAAUAAACUGGUGGAAACUAAGCACAAGUAUCAGGCAAUCAGAUUUGACAUUUUAAUAACACUCAAAUGGAAAAAAAAAAAACAACCCACCACCACCCCCCCCAGAAGUCCUAACUAUAUAAAGUGCAUAAAUUACUAAGUUACAUUGGAAAAUAAUUCCAGUUUCUUUGAGGGACUUAAUAGGGAUUAGAAUGGGGAAGGAAUCUUUAUGUUAAAGCUUAAAGGCAUGCACCACUGUAUGUAGCAUUGUCUAAGCAAGACAGCACAGAACAUUUUGACUGACUUGCUAACAAAUGGUUUCAAGUAGAUUUGCUCAAUAUUCAAUUACUCCACUUUAUUCACUAUUUGUAUUUCUUCACAUGACAUUAUGCCUGUAUUCUUGAAUGUUUUUCUUGAAACUUGACAGGAAAGCGGGAUACUUCUGGAAGUGACAGUUGUUUCUUUCUAAAGGUCAGAGGGCUGUUCUCUUAAUCUCACUUGUCCUCUCAACUGUCUCCUGCUUCGUCAGCAACCAGCCCAGGUUUUCACUUGUCAUUGCCUGAGGAGCAAAGAAAAAAUAUUUUUAGUUACCUGCUGGUUCUGAAAACUGCUGGCUGCUCAGCAUGCUUUUGCCCUUUGAGAGAGCCCUCACCUAAUGCAACACUAGAGAAUGCAUAAUAAAGGAGGUCAAACACAUAAUUCCAGGUGCCUCACAUAAUUCUUCACCUGGAGACACACAUAUGGAAUAUCUGGAGGAAGAAGAGUUGGGGUGCAGGGGCAGGCAGGGACAGGAGAAUGUUUGGCAAACUUUAAAUGAGGUAGAGGUUCUUCUGGUGAUACUAAUACCUCUUCUGGUGGCCUCAUUUUAUUCUAGUGUAAACAAUUCUUUACCAUACAACUAAAUUUUAAUGACUGAAAAUGAGCUAACUUUAGCAUAAAAAGGUGAGAAGUGAAACAUCCCAUGUCUUUAGGAAUUUAAUUUCUUCACUUGUAAGGGGGGUGAAAGAGGCAGGUAAAAAUGGAAAAUGCACUGUUUCAUCUUUUCAAGGAAUAGCCUGGGUUGCUACUAGAAAUAGAGCUGAUUAGCUUUCUAAAACAAAGCAAAGAUCCUAUGCAUCCAACUUCCAUUAAUUCUCAAAAGGUGAUGCAUACCUGUGAAAAUUUGGGGCUCACAGCU